GCAAAUGCAGCAGUAUGGGUCCCACAAAUCGACGCCAACACUGGAAAAAGUGUGACAAGUCUGUGUAUUCAGAAAAGUUUGGAUUUGAUAGAAAAGUUGAAAGAUUGAAGAAUAAUUUGGAACUAAACACGAUGGAAAUUGGUUUGGGUGGACUCGUGAUCAUGGACGUGGAGCAGUCGCAGAGUGUGUCGGCGGCGAUCAUGGCGGCGAUGCUGGACGCCUUCGCGUCGAGCCUCGCACGCAUUCUGGCGGAGACGGCGAAGGAGGAGGUCGAGGCGCUGCUGGGCGUGCCCGGCGAGAUCUCCAGGCUCGAGGCGACGCUCGGCGACCUGCGCGCCGUCCUCUCCGACGCGGAGAGGGCGCGCGACCGCGACGCGGCCGUGGACCGGUGGGUGCGGGAGCUCAGGGACGCCAUGUACGACGCCGACGACAUCCUCGACGAGUGCCAGGCCGCCGCGGGGGGCGAGGCCGCGACGCCCGUUGCCAUGGCGGGCUGCUGCUGCUGCUUCCGCGGCGUCCGCGUCCCUGCCCUCUCCUGCUUCCGCGACCCCGUCCGGGCACGCGAGAUCGGGAAGAGGGUCAGGGCGCUCAACCGGAGGCUGGACGGCAUCGAGAGGAGGAGCUCCCGCUUCGGCUUCGUCUCCCAGACUAGGAUCAUCUCCUCGUCUCCCUCCCCUUGCUGCUCUCGGCGCGCAGAUUCAGGCGACGGCCGCCGCACCGCGCUGGGCCUCAUCCGAUCCGACGUCGUCGGGGAGAAGAUCGCGGAAGACACGAGGAUGCUCGCCGACAUCCUUGUCAGUAAGACGACGGACCUGGACGACGCCGGCGGCGGCUGCAAUCUCAUCCCCACCAUUGCCGUCACCGGCGCCGGCGGCAUAGGCAAGACCACCCUCGCCAGGAUGGUCUUCGGCGACGCCACGGUCCAAGAGAGCUUCGACGCCAGGAUCUGGCUGUUCGUCGGCCGGGACGCCGACGAGGUCACGAUGCUGCGCAGCGCCAUCGCCCAUGCCGCCGGGGCGGCCAGCUGCGAGGGCCUCGCCGUCGCCGGGGACAAGGACCUGCUGGAGCGCGCCCUGCAGCGCGCGGUGACGCACAGGAAGGUCCUGCUGGUGAUGGAUGACGUGUGGAGCGACGCGGCGUGGAACGAGCUGCUCAGGGUCCCGCUUAGCCAUGGCGCCCCGGGGAGCCGGAUCCUGGUGACCACGAGAAACGAUGGCGUUGCUCACAGGAUGAAGGUGAGGUACCUCCACCGUGUUGACAAGCUGCGGCGACAGGAUGCUUGGUCCUUGCUCAAGAAGCAGAUAGUUUUGAACAAGAGUGAUGAAGCUGAAUUGGAUGAGUUGGAGGAUAUUGGGAUGCAAAUUGUGGACAGGUGUGAUGGUUUACCGCUCGCGAUUAAGAUGAUUGGGGGCCUCUUACUUAGUAAGAGCAGAACAAGAGGUGCCUGGAUGGAGGUUUCUAGACAUUCUGCAUGGUGUAAACAUGAAGUGAAUGAUGAAAUUAACAAAGUGGUCUGCUUGAGCUAUGGAGAGUUGCCUUCUCAUUUGAAGCAAUGCUUUGUGUACUGCUCACUUUUCCCACGAGGUGAGGUGAUCGAAUCAAGAACCAUUGUCCGAAUGUGGAUCGCUGAAGGGUUCGUGCAAGAUAGCACGGGUUCAGGAUUGCCAGAGGCUGUAGCAGCUCAGUACUACAAAGAGUUAGUCUUAAGGAACCUUUUGGACCCAAGUGAUGGGUACUAUGAUCAACUAGGAUGCACCAUGCAUGAUGUUGUCCGGUCUUUUGCCCAACAUGUAGCGAAGGACGAGGGAUUGUCCAUUAACGAGAUGCAGAAACAGACCAUAGGUGAUGCACUUGGUACUCUGAAGUUUCGUCGGCUCUGUAUUUCAAACAAGCAAGUCGAGUGGGAUGCUUUACAGAGGCAAGUAUCACUAAGGACGUUGAUACUAUUCAGGAGCAUCGUUACUAAGCACAAGAAUUUCUUGAAUAAUCUUUCUUGCCUUCGGGUGCUACAUCUUGAGGAUGCAAAUCUGAUAGUACUACCAGACUCCAUCUGUCACCUUAAGCAUUUGAGAUACCUAGGUCUCAAAGGCACAUACAUAUCUGCACUCCCUAACCUCAUAGGGAAUUUGAGGUUUCUACAGCACAUUGAUCUCUGUGGUUGCAUAAAUGUGUCUGAACUUCCUGAAAGCAUUGUUCGACUGCGGAAGCUAAGAUCACUGGACAUCAGACACACAAUGGUAUCUUCAGUUCCUAGGGGUUUCGGAAAGCUAGAAAAUUUGGUUGAGAUGUUGGGGUUCCCAACCGAUUUGGAUGACAGUACACAUGAUUGGUGUAGCUUGGAAGAGCUAGGAUCUUUGCCAAAUCUCAGUGCACUACAUUUGGAGGUUCUGGAAAAGGCAACACUUGGCCAAAUGGCAGCAAGAUCAAAGCUCAGCAGCAAGCAGAAUCUCACACAACUGGAGCUGAGAUGCACUAGCAGGAUCAGCGCAAACGGCACCGUGCAAGGUGGUAUCAGCGAGGAGGAUUGCGAGAGAAUCGAGAACGUUUUUGAGCAUCUCCGCCCUCCACCUUCAAUUGACCGUCUUACGAUUGCAGGUUACUUUGGACAUCGGCUACCGCAGUGGAUGGCCACGGCGACCGCCUUUCGGAGCUUGAGGCGGCUGGUGCUAGAAGACUACGCGUGCUGCGACCGGCUGCCCGGUGGCUUGGGCCAACUCCCUUACCUUGACUACCUCUGGAUUGAGCAUGCACCAUCCAUUGAGCAUGUCAGUCAUGAUUUCAUCCUCCCUCCGGUAGGCAUUGCUGUCGAUGGCAACGCACCAUCGACGACGACAACAACAACUAAGACUGAAGGUGCAGGCAUUGCGUUUCCCAAGCUGAAGCGGCUGGGUUUCCAGGGGAUGUUGAGAUGGGCAUCGUGGGACUGGGACGAGCAUGUCCAAGCAAUGCCUGCUCUGGAGUCGCUCACAGUGGAGAACAGCAAACUGAAUCGUCUCCCUCCGGGGCUUGUGUACCACACCAGAGCACUGAAAGCUUUGGUGCUGACGAACGCCGUGAGCCUUGAAUCCGUAGAGAACUUGCAUUCGCUGGUUGAACUUUACCUGGCUGACAACCCAAAGCUAGAGAUGGUUGUAAACUGCUCGAGCUUGACGAAGAUUGAGAUCCUCAGAUGCCCAGAGCUGAAGGCGUUUGACAGGUUGCCUGCAGUCCGGAGCAUCGUUUGGGAGGACUUGGAUGCUGACACGCUCCCGGGGUACUUACAGGAGGCAAAGGUAAAGAGGUUACACAUAAACUGCAACUUGAGCUUGCUCAACCUGAUAUCCUUGCAGGAUGCCAGCUCUGAAGAGUGGAGGAGCGUCCGGCAUGUGCAACAAUUGAAGGUUUUCGGGUUCAAACCACAGAGCGAAACGUCUGAAUGUUACUUCCUUUAUACCAAAGAGCCAUAUCACGUCGAAACAAACAUCUCCAAAGCCUGAACUUCUGCUAGAUGUAUUUGUCAUUUGUCUUGAAAAAGAAUGUUGUAUUACUAUCUGUUUCCUCUACUUUGUUAUUCUCAUUUCUGAUUUGCACGUUCUGUUUACUGCAAUCAGGCUGAUUCUGAAGCUUCAGCAGUCAGCUUAUCGAAUUUCACCAGCUCCAUCUGAAAUGCUUUACAUGCAGAAAA
Messenger RNA from Oryza sativa Japonica Group (Japanese rice), 3664 nucleotides. RefSeq names its product putative disease resistance protein RGA3. Gene Ontology annotation, molecular function: ADP binding. Gene Ontology annotation, biological process: defense response to other organism. The record is from RefSeq and is a predicted model, not a curated record. Lineage: Eukaryota; Viridiplantae; Streptophyta; Magnoliopsida; Poales; Poaceae.